This is a messenger RNA of Ruditapes philippinarum (Manila clam), 6188 nucleotides long. RefSeq names its product sushi, von Willebrand factor type A, EGF and pentraxin domain-containing protein 1-like. The transcript has 41 exons. Gene Ontology annotation, molecular function: G protein-coupled receptor activity. NCBI's taxonomy places the organism in Eukaryota, Metazoa, Mollusca, Bivalvia, Venerida, Veneridae. Gene Ontology annotation, cellular component: membrane. Bases 192 to 6188 code for a protein of 1998 amino acids. The record is from RefSeq and is a predicted model, not a curated record.
UUGUCAUGUAAACAGAAACAAGAUACGCUUUUAUUGAAAUAUAUUGUAUAGGCUAUAUAACCUAGUUAAUACAUACUUUAUCUAACACUUUACUGAUCUGCUUAUUUCAAAAAUAACAGAAUUCAAGCGUUUAAAACGGUUCGAGAUAGCGGAUUUAAAAAAAAGGAAUAAAAACGAGGAAAUAAGAGAAAAUGGAGUUUUUGUUUCGAAUUUACAUGUUUUACAUAAUCCUCCAUGGAAUAAAUGCAAUAGCUUGCAGCAGUAAUGCAGACUGUCCCAAUGGAAGCAACAUGACUUGCGAUCUACAAAACUUUCAUUGUAUAUACGCUUGCAGCAGUGAUGCAGACUGUCCCCAGGGAAACAACAUGACUUGCAAUCUACAAAAGUUUCAUUGUAUAAACUCUUGUGGCAGUGAUGCAGACUGUCCCAAGGUUAACAACUUCACUUGUAGCAGUGUCAAUGAAUGCGAGUGUCCAUCUAAUUAUUUCCUAUAUCACAAUUAUUGUCUGUACGAUUGUGGAGAUCCGCCAGUUUUUGAAGUAAAUGGAAUAAACUUAAACUAUACCUUACACUAUGCUAACGGUUUUGAAGAUUAUUUGGUAUUUUAUAAUUGUCCUGGCGGCUAUACUACGCAAUGGGAUUAUAUAGGGGUGUGUCGAGAAGGAGGCUGGACAGCUUAUUAUUUUUAUGACGGUUUCAGAGAAGUGUGGAGUGACGUCUGCUCACGCGGCUGUGGGAAUUUACCAGCUAUAACUAAUGGAAAUAUGACUCUUGAUUGUACUACCACUGUCGGUAGCACAGCUACGGUGUAUUGUUCUGAUGGAUAUUCAGGUAAUGCCUCAAGUAUUACAUGCUUAGACACGGGGCAAUGGGAAGUUGCUAACUGUACUUUAAAAGACUGUGGAGAUGUCCCAACAAUAUCCAAUGGAACCAUUCAUCUAAAAGAAAUAGGAAAUACCACAUACGGAGCUUUAGCAGAAGUAGUGUGUGAAAAUGGCUAUAACGAAACUCUAGAUUUUAUCGAGUGUCGCGAUACAGGGGAAUGGGAUGCCGUUGGGUGUUCUUUGGUUGAUUGUGGAAUACUUCCACCAAUUGAUAAUGGAAGCAUUGUUUUGAUAGAGGACGGCAAUAGCUCAUUCGGUGCUUUAGCUGAAGUGACGUGCUACAUUGGCCAUAGCGCGACAUUAGAAACCAUAAUGUGUCGGAAUACUGGGAAAUGGGAUAAUACUUCAUGUGAAGUUAUAAAUUGCGGAGAUGUGCCUAUUGUUAUAAAGGGAUCUGUUACAUUAUUAGAAGAACAUAACACAACGUAUAGCGCACUUGCAAACGUGAGCUGUGAUACAGGUUACAAUUCAAGCAUAGGCAUAAUACAAUGUCUAGAAACGGGACAAUGGCAAACAACUGAAUGUCAGCUACUUGAUUGUGAGACAGUUCCGGUAAUUGCUAAUGGACAAAUUACUCUUAAACAAGAUGGAAAUACCACGUAUGCAGCAAUAGCGAAUGUUUCAUGUUCAACAGGAUAUAACGCUACAGUAGAUGUUAUACUGUGUCUAGAUACAGGAGAAUGGGAUAAUGCAACAUGUAAAUUAAUAGAUUGUAGUGCUGCCCCAAAAGUUGCAAACGGAAACGUAGCUUUACUCGGAGAAGAAAAUACUACAUAUGGAGCAUUAGCGGAGAUAACCUGUGAGACCGGUUAUAAUUCUUCUGUGCAAACUAUACAGUGUCGUGAUACCGGAGUCUGGGAUACUGCAACAUGCGAUUUAAUUGACUGUGGAGAUGUCCCAACAAUACCCAAUGGAACCAUUCAUCUAAAAGAAGAAAGAAAUACCACAUACCGAGCUUUGGCGGAAGUAGUGUGUGAAAAUGGCUACAACGAGACUCUAGAUUUUAUCGAAUGUCGCUAUACAGGGGAAUGGGAUGCCGUUGGAUGUUCUUUAAUUGAUUGUGGAAUGCCUCUACUGAUUGAUAAUGGAAGCAUUACUUUGAUAGAGGACGGCAAUAGCUCAUUCGGUGCUUUAGCUGAAGUGACGUGCUACAUUGGCCAUAGCGCGACAUUAGAAACCAUAAUGUGUCGUAAUACUGGGAAAUGGGAUAACACUUCAUGUGAAAGUAUAAAUUGUGGAGACGUGCCUACUGUUAUAAAGGGAUCUGUUACAUUAUUAGAAGAACAUAACACAACGUAUAGCGCACUUGCAAACGUAAGCUGUCAUACAGGUUACAAUGCAAGCAUAGGUAUAAUACAAUGUCUAGAAACGGGACAAUGGCAAACAACUGAAUGUCAGCUACUUGAUUGUGAAUCUGUACCAGUCGUUUUGAAUGGGGAAGUCGCAUUGAUAGAAGCUGAUAAUACAACCUAUGGACAAUUGGCAGAGGUCACGUGCAAUAAAGGUUACAAUUCCACCUCCGGAAAAAUAAAGUGUCUAGAAACUGGAAAAUGGGAAACCACACAAUGUGAAAUAUUGAAUUGCGAGGCUGUUCCGGUCAUCGCUAAUGGACAAGUUACUCUUACACAAGAUGGAAAUACCACGUAUGGAGCGAUAGCGAAUGUAUCAUGUUCAAUAGGAUAUAAUGCGACAGUAGAUAUUAUACUGUGUCUAGAUACAGGAGAAUGGGAUAAUGCAACAUGUAAUUUAAUAGAUUGUGAGACAGUUCCGGUAAUUGCUAAUGGACAAAUUACUCUUAAACAAGAUGGAAAUACCACGUAUGGAGCAAUAGCGAAUGUUUCAUGUUCAACAGGAUAUAACGCUACAGUAGAUGUUAUACUGUGUCUAGAUACAGGAGAAUGGGAUAAUGCAACAUGUAAAUUAAUAGAUUGUAGUGCUGCCCCAAAAGUUGCAAACGGAAACGUAGCUUUGCUCGGAGAAGAAAAUACUACAUAUGGAGCAUUAGCGGAGAUAACCUGUGAGACCGGUUAUAAUUCUUCUGUGCAAACUAUACAGUGUCGUGAUACCGGAGUCUGGGAUACUGCAACAUGCGAUUUAAUUGACUGUGGAGAUGUCCCAACAAUACCCAAUGGAACCAUUCAUCUAAAAGAAGAAAGAAAUACCACAUACCGAGCUUUGGCGGAAGUAGUGUGUGAAAAUGGCUACAACGAGACUCUAGAUUUUAUCGAAUGUCGCUAUACAGGGGAAUGGGAUGCCGUUGGAUGUUCUUUAAUUGAUUGUGGAAUGCCUCUACUGAUUGAUAAUGGAAGCAUUACUUUGAUAGAGGACGGCAAUAGCUCAUUCGGUGCUUUAGCUGAAGUGACGUGCUACAUUGGCCAUAGCGCGACAUUAGAAACCAUAAUGUGUCGUAAUACUGGGAAAUGGGAUAACACUUCAUGUGAAAGUAUAAAUUGUGGAGACGUGCCUACUGUUAUAAAGGGAUAUGUUACAUUAUUAGAAGAACAUAACACAACGUAUAGCGCACUUGCAAACGUAAGCUGUCAUACAGGUUACAAUGCAAGCAUAGGUAUAAUACAAUGUCUAGAAACGGGACAAUGGCAAACAACUGAAUGUCAGCUACUUGAUUGUGAAUCUGUACCAGUUGUUUUGAAAGGGGAAGUCGCAUUGAUAGAAGCUGAUAAUACAACGUAUGGACAAUUGGCAGAGGUCACGUGCAAUAAAGGCUACAAUUCAACCUCCGGAACAAUAAAGUGUCUAGAAACUGGAAAAUGGGAAACCACACAAUGUGAAAUAUUGAAUUGCGAGGCUGUUCCGGUCAUCGCUAAUGGACAAGUUACUCUUACACAAAAUGGAAAUACCACGUAUGGAGCGAUAGCGAAUGUAUCAUGUUCAACAGGACAUAACGCGACAGUAGAUACUAUACUAUGUCUAGAUACAGGAGAAUGGGAUAAUGCAACAUGUAAUUUAAUAGAUUGUGAGACAGUUCCGGUAAUUGCUAAUGGACAAAUUACUCUUAAACAAGAUGGAAAUACCACGUAUGGAGCAAUAGCGAAUGGUUCAUGUUCAACAGGAUAUAACGCUACAGUAGAUGUUAUACUGUGUCUAGAUACAGGAGAAUGGGAUAAUGCAACAUGUAAAUUAAUAGAUUGUAGUGCUGCCCCAAAAGUUGCAAACGGAAACGUAGCUUUACUCGGAGAAGAAAAUACUACAUAUGGAGCAUUAGCGAAGAUAACCUGUGAGACUGGUUAUAAUUCCUCCGUGCAAACCAUACAGUGUCGUGAUACCGGAGUCUGGGAAACUGCAACAUGCGAUUUAAUCGUUUGUGAACCAUCACCAACAAUAGAAAACGGAAAAGUAUAUUUACAAGAAGAAAGCAAUUAUUCUUUUGGUGCAAUAGCUCGUAUUGACUGUGAAACAGGAUAUAUUGCAAGUAUUAUUGCUAUACAAUGCCGUGAAAAUGGGACUUGGGAUACUGCCAUCUGUUCAAUAAUAGAUUGUGGCAGACUAGAUGAUCCAAUGAAUGGUAAUAUCAAUACUUCUAAUGGUACAACAUAUGGUUCAACUGCCACAUAUACAUGUGAUGAAGGUCUUGAUAUUAUUGGUGAUGUAACUCGAAUAUGUGAUUCAAACGGAAAAUGGAGUAACACGAAGCCAGAUUGUUUACUUAAAGGUGCAAAGAGGUGUCCGGAUAAUACCGACGAAAGAGGAACUGUUUGGAAAGCAAUCGCAGGGGGAAGAAACAGAAGCAACGCGUGUCAAACUAAUUUUACUGGUACUGUAAAUCGACAGUGUGGAAUUGAUGGAUUCUGGAAGUUUCCCCAGUACCUGUGUAUACGUGAAUCAGUUAAAAAAGUUAUAAACACGAUAGAUUUGUUAAAUGAAGAUACAUCACAUCAAGAUGUUUUGAACGCUUUACAAGGUCUAAAAGAUGUAACCACGCAAGCUGAAAAUAUAGUUGAGCAAGAUAAACUGACUGAUUUUGAAGUAAGCAGGUUAAUAACAUCAACGGAGACAGUUGCAGUUCUUUUAUCAUCGUCACCAAACUUAAUCAAUAACCAACUUACAGAUGUGUUUACUGAGACAAUAAGCAACUUGAUAGAUGUAAAGAACUCUGGAAGUUGGAAUGCAAUAACACAAAAUAGUAGUGAAGUGGCCAAGAAAAUGUUAGCUUCUGUGGACACACUUGGUAAUGCAAUGGCAAUACGAGUGAAUUCUACAGGAAAUAGUUUACCGGCAGUUGUAAAACCAAACAUAGCGCUACACGUGAAAGCAGUGUCAUCAAACAAUUUUGUUUUCCCUGGUUCUGAUGCAGUACAGGAAACCAGCAGUGAUAAUUGGUUACGAGCAACAGAUAGUCAAAUUAAGUUUAACCCAGCUUCCUUUGGCGGAACAUCUCAGCAACCUGUAGUAUCAGCUGCAAUAUAUAAAGAUAUUUCAAUUAUAAUGCCGGAUAAAAGUGAUAACGAGCAGCUCAAUGGUCAAGUUUUGUCAUUUUCUACAUUGCCUCCAUUAAAUGGCACUUUUGAUCCGCCAAUCACCAUGAAAUUUGAGCUGACUAAUGAACAAUUGACAAGUGCGACAUGCAGUUUUUGGGAAACCGGAAAAAGCGGAUCAGGUGCCUGGGCAAAUGAAGGAUGCACUGGUAGAUCUAUCAGUGAAAAUUUGACAGAAUGCGAAUGUAAUCACACAACAAACUUUGCUGUAAUUCUAAGUUUGCAAGAUUGUGGAGGAUUAGGAUCCCUUGGCAAUGGUGAGAUUGACAACUCUGCUGGCACUACGUACAAAGCAACGGCAAAUUUCAGAUGUAAUAAAGGAUAUAAUAUUAAUGGUGCUAAUACAAGCAUGUGUUUAUAUAAUGGCUCUUGGAGCGCCCCAGUUCCAUCUUGCUUUAUCAAAGAUUGUGGUAUUCUCAGUAAUCCAUCAAACGGUAAUGUAUCAACACCUAAAGGAACGACAUUUGAAAACAAAGCAGAUUACAGUUGUGACAACGGAUAUAUUCUAAAUGGCACAGAAACCCGUCUUUGUUUAUUAACGGGAUCAUGGUCUUCCACUGCCCCGACAUGUGUGAAAGAAGUACAAACACCUAAAACUUGUAAGGAGAAUGUAGACAGUAGAGGACUAACUUGGCAAGAAACAAUAUCUGGAAAUACUCGGAAUGAACUUUGCCAAAGCGGAUUUACAGGUUCAAGAUCUAGAACAUGUGGUGCUGGCGGAGUGUGGAACUUGCCACAAUAUGAUUGCGUUCGUAAAUCGAUAGUAAAAAUUAUCGAAACGGUUAGUGUGCCAAUACAAUUUUAUUCUUGA